This is a messenger RNA of Funneliformis mosseae, 159 nucleotides long. Lineage: Eukaryota; Fungi; Glomeromycota; Glomeromycetes; Glomerales; Glomeraceae. The record is from the annotation of a GenBank genome assembly.
UUAAUCCAUCAUCAUCAUUACUUACUACACGUCCGUCAUCACGUUCAUUGGGACCUACACCCAAGCAGUUAGCAGAUGAUGAAAGAAGAAAUUCUGCAGCUUAUACAGCACGUACAGCUGUAGUUCGUCCGGAGCCGUCUUACAAGAUGAAUUUGAAAG